CCGGGCGCGAGCGGAGCGGGAGCGCGGACGGGCGGUGGCAGUUCCAGGCUGACCAGUUCACGGCAUCGUGGACAGGCCUCCCUUGCCCUGGGCCACCCCUGCCUUCCCAGCCCUGCUGACUCUGAUGUGGCUUCUCCCAGCCCAGCGGUGCCCGGCUCGAGAUGGGGUCCCAGGUGUCGGCGGACACAGGCGCGCUGCACGUGGUGAUCGUGGGCGGGGGCUUUGGCGGCAUUGCGGCGGCCAGCCAGCUGCAGGCAUUGAACAUCCCCUUUAUGCUGGUGGACAUGAAGGACUCCUUCCAUCACAACGUGGCAGCUCUGCGGGCCUCGGUGGAGAGUGGGUUUGCCAAAAAGACCUUCAUUUCCUACUCGGUGACCUUCAAGGACAACUUCCGGCAGGGCCAGGUGGUCGGCAUCGACCUGAAGAACCACACCGUGCUGUUGCAGGGCGGCGAGGCCCUGCCUUUCUCACAUCUCAUCCUGGCCACGGGCAGCACCGGACCCUUCCCUGGCAAGUUCAAUAAAGUAGCCUCCCAGCAGGCUGCCAUCCAGGCCUAUGAGGACAUGGUGAAGCAGGUCCAGCGCUCCCAGUUCAUCGUGGUGGUGGGAGGCGGCUCUGCGGGAGUGGAGAUGGCGGCGGAGAUUAAGACAGACUACCCCGACAAGGAGGUCACCCUCAUUCACUCCCAAGUGCCCUUGGCUGACAAGGAGCUCCUGCCCUGCGUCCGGCAGGAAGUGAAGGAGAUCCUCCUCCGGAAGGGCGUGCAGCUGCUGCUGAGCGAGCGGGUGACUAACCUGGAGGAGCUGGUCCUCAAUGAGUACCAGGAGUAUAUCAAGGUGCAGACUGACAAGGGCACCGAAGUGGCCACCAACCUGGUUAUUCUCUGCAACGGGAUCAAGAUCAACAGCGCUGCCUACUGCAGUGCCUUUGAGAACAAACUGGCCAGCAACGGUGCCCUGAGGGUGAACGAGUUCCUGCAGGUGGAGGGCCACAGCAACGUCUACGCCAUCGGCGACUGCGCCGACGUGAAGGAGCCCAAGAUGGCCUACCAUGCCGGCCUGCACGCCAGCGUGGUCGUGGCCAACAUCGUCAACUCCACGAAGCAGAGGCCCCUCAAAACUUACAAGCCAGGGGCACUGACAUUCCUCCUGUCCAUGGGCAGAAAUGACGGCGUGGGACAGAUCAGCGGCUUUUACGUGGGCCGGCUCAUGGUCAGGCUGGCCAAGAGCAGGGACCUGUUCAUCUCCACAAGCUGGAAAACCAUGCGGCAGUCUCCACCGUGAUGGGGAUGCCACGCAGGAGACGUGGCACCACUGCAGAUGGGUGACAGACUGACAAAAGUCACCUUCCUGACGCGUGCCAAGGGCAAAAGUUCUUUAUUUGGAGGAAGAUGCCAAUGAUGUGUUAUCUGGAAAUAUAGCUUGUGUAAAGCCAAAAGUGAGAGACAGAAAGGAGAGGAAGGGAAGUAUUAAAAAGAAAUAUAAAAGCCGGGCGUGGUGAUGCACGCCUUUAAUCCCAGCACUCGGGAGGCAGAGGUAGGAGGAUCGCCGUGAGUUC
This is a messenger RNA of Jaculus jaculus (lesser Egyptian jerboa), 1557 nucleotides long. RefSeq names its product apoptosis inducing factor mitochondria associated 2 (gene Aifm2). Gene Ontology annotation, biological process: positive regulation of apoptotic process; apoptotic mitochondrial changes. Gene Ontology annotation, molecular function: electron-transferring-flavoprotein dehydrogenase activity; flavin adenine dinucleotide binding. Lineage: Eukaryota; Metazoa; Chordata; Mammalia; Rodentia; Dipodidae. Gene Ontology annotation, cellular component: cytoplasm; mitochondrion. The transcript has 9 exons. The record is from RefSeq and is a predicted model, not a curated record. Bases 162 to 1283 code for a protein of 373 amino acids.